AUGGCCACUCCAGUAGCCAACAAGGACAAGGCUGUGGCUGCUGGGUCAGAACCCGCACCAAAUGCACGCCCGCCUCGUGCUCCGCGACCUCCUAGGCCCAACUACAGACAGAUUCACCAGUUUCCUCUUCCGGUCAAUGUACAUCAUGUUCCUCCUGUAAUUCCUCAUAACCCUCUUUCUCUCAUAAGCGUUGCUCUCUCGUACCUCACGUUUCUUAUAUCUCCACCUCGUCGUCAAGAAGUCUACUCAGCCUACUUCGACCAAGCUACAUCGUCGUGUCAUGUCACAGAUGAGAAGGCUAUUAAAGCCUUGUGGCAGAUGGGAUUCUUCGGCAAGGGUAGUCUCAGUCGAAGUGAACCCAGCUGGUUGGCGCGAGAGAAAAAAAGAAGAGGGUUACAUGAUGGCAAGACCAGCGAGGAAAUUACAAGGCUGCGACGAACAGAACGUCGUGAACUGAAGCUAGAGCGUGCACGGAUGGAGAAGCUGGCGAUUGAGGAGAGGUUGAAGGCCGAGGCGGCUGCAAGAGAAUCUGGUACUUCUUUGUCGGUUGAUCAAGCCUCUCAGCCCUCUACAGAGGAUACCAGUAAUACCCCAGCGGUUGCAGCGGAAAAGUUCUCCCUGAAGAAGGCAAGAGAAGCUCGGGCGCUAGAGGCACGGCAGGCUCGAGAACUUGCAGCACAGAAUGCGGCCCUCGUUCAAGAAACCCAACCCGAGCACUCAUCUAACGACAAAUCAGUUCACUUCUCACCAGUCGUGCAAAAGCAAGAAUUCCAAACCACAUCACCCUCCACACUACCGCUACCUGACUCUGUCGUUGAUGGUCCCGAUUCAGAUGACUUCCCCAAUGAGGAGCAUCUUCAACUGUCCAAUGAAGAGGCAUUCUUCCUCGUCUACUCGCUCGGAGCCUUGCAGAUCUACGACGCGCCUUCGAAGUCGGGGGAAGACCAGUCAAACUCGCCAACUCCAAUCUCAGCCCUACUCCAACAAUUUUGUCACCAUUCUUUCCAACCUGCCCGUGACGGCUCCGCAUCCAUCCAGCCAGAUGAUCCCUUCAUGCUCUCUUACACUGUGUACCACCAUUUCCGAUCUCUCGGAUGGGUCAUCCGCUCCGGCGUGAAAUUCGGAACCGAUUACUUGCUUUACAACCGUGGUCCGGUCUUCUCACACGCCGAGUUCGCUGUCAUCGUCAUUCCCUCCUACAGUCACCCCUACUGGUCCGAGACGGAAGAACGCAAGAACUACACGGCGGAUAAGCAGGCUCGGAGUUGGUGGUGGCUGCACUGCGUGAAUCGUGUGCAGGCGCAGGUCUUGAAGAGCUUGGUCGUCUGCUAUGUCGAAGUGCCUCCACCUGCUGCUUCUAUUGAUGAUCUUGGAGCGCUGUUCGGUCAAUACAAAGUGCGCGAGUUCGUGAUCAAGAGAUGGACCCCGAACCGCACUCGUGAUUGA
Messenger RNA from Penicillium paradoxum, 1446 nucleotides. RefSeq names its product tRNA splicing endonuclease subunit SEN2 (gene sen2). Gene Ontology annotation, cellular component: tRNA-intron endonuclease complex. Gene Ontology annotation, biological process: tRNA-type intron splice site recognition and cleavage; tRNA splicing, via endonucleolytic cleavage and ligation. Bases 1 to 1446 code for a protein of 481 amino acids. The record is from RefSeq and is a predicted model, not a curated record. NCBI's taxonomy places the organism in Eukaryota, Fungi, Ascomycota, Eurotiomycetes, Eurotiales, Aspergillaceae. Gene Ontology annotation, molecular function: tRNA-intron lyase activity; nucleic acid binding. The transcript has a single exon.